AGGUUGCAGGAAUGAACAGAGAAUUGCUUUUCUGUUUUUACCACUGAAGGACACACUCCUAUUUGGGAUUUCGAGCUUCACCAAACCGCCUGUCACCUUGUGAAGAGCGGGGUGCCUUUGGAUUCCCCAAGGCCACCAUGUGCUAUGGCAGGUGUGCAAGAUGCAUCGGCCACUCUCUGCUGUGGCUGUCUAUCUUCUGCAUCAUAGCCAAUAUCCUACUGUACUUUCCCAAUGGGGAAACCAGGUUCGCCUCUGAGGAUCACCUCAGCCGCUUUGUGUGGUUUUUCUCCGGCAUCGCGGGAGGCGGGCUGCUGAUGUUUCUACCUGCCAGUGUGUUCAUUGCGCUUGAGGAAGAAGAUUGCUGUGGCUGCUGUGGAUAUGACAACUGUGGCAAGAGCUGUGCGAUGCUCUCUUCUGUGCUGGCAGCUCUGGUUGGCAUCAUCGGAUCUGGUUACUGUGUCAUCGUGGCCGCAUUGGGUUUGGCUGAGGGACCCCUGUGUCUGAACACCCAGGGCAGUUGGAACUACACCUUUGCCAACACCGAAGGACAGUACCUGCUGGACACUGACACAUGGUCUCAAUGCUUAGAACCCAACAACAUAGUAGUAUGGAAUGUCUCUCUGUUCUCCAUCCUCUUGGCCCUUGGUGGAAUUGAGUUCAUCUUGUGUCUCAUACAAGUCAUCAAUGGUGUGCUUGGUGGCAUCUGUGGUUUUUGCUGCUCUCGCCAACAGCAAUAUGACUGCUGAAUGGCGCCAACCCAAAAAAAGAAACCACACUCUUAUUCUAUCUCGCUGUAAUUUAUAUAUUUCACUUGUAUUGAUUUGUAAAACUUUGUACUAGUGUAUUAUAUUCCGUAUAGUCUACUUUUAUAAGCAUAUUUGGAGACUGGCCUCUCCACCCCAUAUCAGUGUUUAAACAUAGCACACCGAUGCCUUUUUUUUUUUUUUUUUUUUAAAAGAAUGAGACCGGCAAUCACAUGGGGAAGAUACUUUAUGGAACCACCAUGCUCAGUCUGUAUGGGAUAAAUUCCGGUCUAAAAUCAUGUGAUUGAGAAGCAUUACAGGGAUAAACAGCACAUUCCAAUGACUAUUGUAUAUAUGUGUUCACAUGUGUUUAUUAAACAAAAUAUUUCUAGUUUUUUUAACCAUAAAGAUGACCCUACAACUUUAAAAGAUGUUAGAUUUUUCUCCUUUUUUUUUUUUUUUUUUUUUUUACUGUUUAUAUGGUGUUUCCCAUUGGUGUAUGCCUGAAAAAUUCUAAGAAGAGACCUUUGAACUAUUAAGUAUUCUCUGAGAGCAGGUAUUUGCCAAAGGUUGGAGAAUGGAUUGGGUUCUCCAAACCAAGUGACUAGGUGAAAGCAUUAAAUACUGAGAGUCCUAUCCAAUUUAGAACUUUCCAAACCUGGGAGAAGCUUUUCUCGUUCAGAGACGAGCAGGAAGGACUAUCAUUUUAAAAAGAGAAAUGCCUAGACAAUAGAAGAAAGUGGGAAACGGAAUACAGCAGUUGGCGAACAUCAUAGAGAAAUGGGGUAGGGAAGGAGGUAUACCCCCAAUGCCUGUUUACAACAAAAUAAAAUAUUCAUGAUCA
This is a messenger RNA of Suncus etruscus (white-toothed pygmy shrew), 1587 nucleotides long. It is a transcript of the gene TM4SF1, whose product is annotated as transmembrane 4 L six family member 1. The record is from RefSeq and is a predicted model, not a curated record. Lineage: Eukaryota; Metazoa; Chordata; Mammalia; Eulipotyphla; Soricidae. The transcript is spliced from 5 exons. Bases 138 to 746 code for a protein of 202 amino acids. Gene Ontology annotation, cellular component: membrane.